AUGUCUUCUAGUCGUCAAGGUGGUAAACUUAAGCCUUUAAAACAAGCGAAAAAAAAAGAGAAAGACAUAGAUGAGAGUGAUCUGGAGUUCAAAAAGAAGAAACAAGAGGAACAAAAAAAAUUAAAAGAACUUCAAGAAAAAGCAGCUAAAGGUGGUCCACUUG
Messenger RNA from Ambispora leptoticha, 163 nucleotides. Lineage: Eukaryota; Fungi; Glomeromycota; Glomeromycetes; Archaeosporales; Ambisporaceae. The record is from the annotation of a GenBank genome assembly.